Molecule: messenger RNA, 1970 nt
Organism: Oryzias melastigma (Indian medaka)
Lineage: Eukaryota; Metazoa; Chordata; Actinopteri; Beloniformes; Adrianichthyidae
Gene: hjurp
Exons: 6
Coding region: 114-1628 (504 amino acids)
Source: RefSeq, a predicted model, not a curated record
AGAUUUCAGUGUUUCCUGUUAGAGUGGAUUUUUAAAUUGAAAGGCGCCGAACGAGCAUACUGAGCUGUUAUUUUUCUUUUUACAUCACUUUCCCGUUUUCUUUUAGAACGAAAAUGCUGCCCUCUUCCAAUUUAUCGGAGAAUGGUCGUGUCUUCAUGAAAUCACUCGACAGAAUCAUAGAAAAGUAUACAAAACUUCAGCGUUAUGAUGAAGGACCUGCAGUGGAUAUAAGGAGAUCCACUCUUCAUACUUUUUACAACUACAUGUUAAAGGGCACACAAGACAUGAAAAGGCUGGAAGCUGAGAACCUGGCUGACCAAAGCAGGGAUUCUUUUAGCUCCCCAAACACAACAAGAGACUCGGUGCAAUCCACCAGUAAAAAUGAGACUUUGGGCUCCACCUGCUGGUUGGCAGUGGAAAAUAAUGACGUCACCGGCAGCUUACUGGAGUCGGUGAAUUCCCAGCCGGAGGAUGAAGACGAGACGCUGCAGAUGUCAUUGAGCAGUCACGGCUGCUCUCUGGGGGACGUCUACCCCAGCAUGGUCAAGAGAAUCGAGAGGGCUUGGCACACGCAGAACGUUUCUCUGGCUGCCGACUCGGUGCUGAGGAAGUACCGCCGCUGGCGACAGCAGCCGCCGAGAAGCCUUCUCAACAGCACUUAUGACGUCACGAUGAGAUCCAGUUCCCCGUCAAAUCAUCAGAACCGGAGCAACCUCGUCCCUGCACAGGCGCUCUGCCGCCUCGAGGAGGGUCCAGCUCACCUGGAGAGGGAGAAGCCUCCGAUUCUUGUGAUGGAUUUCUCUGAACUCUCUAAACCAGCAGAAACUUUAAUGAAUGAGACCUUCAUCAUGCUGUCUCCAGAAAAACCUGUCUCCACUUACAGCUUCAGCCUUCCUCAGCCUUCUCCUAAAUCCCCCCUCAUAAAGGCGUCUCUUCUAACACUUCCAGUAGAAUCUAGAAGGAAAGAAAGACCUGAAAUCUACACCUCCCCAGUCAGGCAGAGUCCUUUGAAGGAUAGAAAGACGAGUCUCUUUUCCUUCUCCAGAAAGUUUGAAGAAAACGCUUCUGACCGCUCUUCCACAGAAGUGAGGCUCGCUUCUCCAGCUUCUCCUCUCAGGAGCUUUCAUCCAGAGCGUCUCCAUCAGCCACCUCCUUACUCUCCUCGCUCAUCCGGGCGCCCCCGCUUCAGACGCCACCUCUCCUUUGACUCCUCCCAGCCACAGAGCCGCGCCUCCUUCUCUCCGCAGAAAAUCGACGAAGAUUUUCUGAAGCUUUACCACAAGUUCGUGUGUCAGAACAAGAUGGCUUCCUCCAACGCUCCUCCGUGCCGCCUUUGCAUCCGCAGCUCUGUGGCCAGCAGGUGUCACUCCUCCUCAGCUCUCGCCGCUCUUGCGUUGUCGCCACACCGGCCCAUCUUUCGGAAGCGCCAGUGGGAGCUGGGGAGUGACGCCAGCCCCCAGUUCAAACGCCUCAGAGAGGAGAGCUCCUCCUUUUCCCCCGGGUCGAAACAUCACCGAGGUGAGACGCUGCGGCGUUGGUCCCAGAGUCCCUCCAAACGAGGCUCGCCGCAGGACGCCGGCCCCUUCUUUGCAGCAAACCGCUGUAGUCCCCUGAAGCUCUUCUACUGAAAGGGUAUCAUGUACGAGCUGCUUUCUCAGAACGUGCGAUUGUGGUAAUCUAACUUAAAGCUGGAGAUGAAGAGAUUAUCAGGAACAAACCGGAAAUUCUUUAACACGUCUGAUGUGUUGAAGUUAGUUGUAUAUGUAUUUUCCCUUUUUUACAUAUGCCAGUUUACUUUGAGAGAAGUGUUUUUAAAGCUCCAUCUUGAGGCUGAAAAGCAUCUUGUUAGAAAUUCAACAGUUUGUGUUCUCUGAAUUCUGUUUAUUCAUGAUUUUUUAAGAGAAUGGAAAACAAAGUACCACUGUAAUGGCUCAUUUUAAGUUAUAAAAUAAAGGUCAAUUUACUCUUUG